Mastomys coucha (southern multimammate mouse) is the source of this 7250-nucleotide messenger RNA. RefSeq names its product G protein-coupled receptor 161 (gene Gpr161). Gene Ontology annotation, molecular function: G protein-coupled receptor activity. Lineage: Eukaryota; Metazoa; Chordata; Mammalia; Rodentia; Muridae. The record is from RefSeq and is a predicted model, not a curated record. The transcript has 6 exons. Gene Ontology annotation, cellular component: membrane; recycling endosome. The coding region runs from base 462 to 2048 and encodes 528 amino acids. Gene Ontology annotation, biological process: G protein-coupled receptor signaling pathway.
CCGCCUGGGUCUGCAGUUCCCCUCACCCUCCCACCGUCCCUGAUCUCCCUGCCCUUUCGGCGUUCAGCUUCUCCCGGCGCCCCUCUCCCCAGUCCGAGUCUCGUCCCCGGCUGUACCGCGCCUUGCUUUGGGGGAGCUGGUGCUUUUGCGUCGGGCUUUGGAGCUCUUUGUGGGAAGAGCCUGUGGGGCGCGCCCCUCCAAUCGGCCAGAGGCUUUUCAGAAGCCCACCUGGUUCUGCUGGGUGCAGCCCGUCCCAUUCCUCCGGAUCCCCUCUGCACAUCCCCCGGGAGUCGAGAGCAUCAAUCAGUUGGUGCCCCGGGACUCAGCCGAGGAGGGCCGCGCCCCCUGCGGCCCGCUCAGGAAUGGGGGUGUGGGGCGCAGAGGCUAUGACCCUUGACUGGAAUCCGUGAGGACCAGUCGUCCAGCAUGCUCUGCUCACCGCAUCCCGAGGGGCACUGACCAUGAGCCUCAACUCCUCCCUCGGCUACAGGAAGGAGCUGAGCAACCUCACUGCAACGGAGAGUGGUGAGGGGGGUGCCGUCUCUGAGUUCAUCGCCAUCAUCAUCAUCACGGUCCUUGUCUGCCUGGGCAACCUGGUCAUUGUCGUCACCUUGUACAAGAAAUCCUACCUUCUCACUCUUAGCAACAAGUUCGUCUUCAGCCUGACCUUGUCCAACUUCCUGUUGUCCGUGCUGGUGCUGCCGUUCGUGGUGACUAGCUCCAUCCGGAGGGAAUGGAUCUUCGGCGUGGUCUGGUGCAACUUCUCUGCCCUUCUCUACCUGCUGAUCAGCUCAGCCAGCAUGCUCACCCUUGGGGUCAUUGCCAUCGAUCGCUAUUACGCCGUCCUGUAUCCAAUGGUGUACCCCAUGAAGAUCACAGGGAACCGAGCUGUGAUGGCUCUUGUCUACAUCUGGCUUCACUCUCUCGUUGGCUGUCUGCCGCCCCUAUUUGGCUGGUCGUCGGUGGAGUUUGAUGAGUUCAAGUGGAUGUGUGUGGCCGCGUGGCACCGGGAACCUGGCUACACCAUCUUCUGGCAGAUCUGGUGUGCCCUGUUCCCCUUUCUCAUCAUGCUAGUAUGCUACGGUUUCAUCUUCCGGGUGGCCAGGGUCAAGGCCCGAAAGGUGCACUGUGGCACGGUGGUCACUGUGGAAGAGGACGCCCAGAGGAGCGGAAGAAAGAAUUCUAGUACCUCCACUUCCUCCUCCGGGAGUAGGAGGAACGCCCUUCAGGGCGUGGUCUAUUCAGCGAACCAGUGCAAAGCCCUCAUCACCAUCCUGGUGGUCAUUGGCGCCUUCAUGGUCACCUGGGGCCCCUACAUGGUUGUCAUUACUUCAGAGGCACUCUGGGGGAAGAGCUCUGUCUCCCCAACCUUGGAGACUUGGGCCACAUGGCUGUCCUUUACCAGUGCCAUCUGCCAUCCUCUGAUUUAUGGAUUCUGGAACAAGACUGUCCGGAAAGAGCUCCUGGGCAUGUGCUUUGGGGACCGCUAUUACCGGGAACCGUUUGUGCAGCGACAGAGGACCUCCAGGCUCUUCAGCAUUUCCAACAGGAUUACAGACCUGGGUCUGUCCCCCCAUCUCACGGCGCUCAUGGCAGGCGGACAGUCCCUGGGACACAGCAGCAGCACCGGUGACACAGGCUUCAGCUACUCCCAGGAUUCAGGGACAGAUGUGAUGCUCCUGGAAGACGGCACUUCUGACGACAGCCCUCCCCAGCACUGCACUUGCCCACCCAAGAGGAGGAGCUCCGUGACAUUUGAGGAUGAAGUGGAACAGAUCAAAGAGGCUGCCAAGAACUCUAUUCUUCAUGUGAAAGCUGAAGUACACAAAUCCUUGGACAGUUAUGCAGCCAGCUUGGCUAAAGCCAUUGAGGCUGAAGCCAAAAUCAACUUAUUUGGGGAGGAGGCUCUGCCAGGGGUCUUGUUCACAGCACGGACCGUCCCGGGGGCUAGCUUUGGGGGCCGUCGAGGCAGCAGGACUCUUGUGAAUCAGAGGCUGCAGCUACAGAGCAUCAAGGAAGGGAAUGUCUUAGCUGCAGAACAGAGAUGAAGGCUUCAGAGGGGACUGGGGCCGCAGCGGAGCUACUGGUGCUGGUGCCUGUGCCAAGACCCUGGAACAUGUCACCACUCAGAGAGAGCCAGACGCCGGGAAGGAAACAUCUGGUAUGCAGCCAGGAGGAUUAAAAGCACUGUCUCCGGUCUCUGACUUCAGUUGUCUGCUGUAAAGGCGCACGCGGGCUGCUUCAGGGGCCCUGGGAUGGACCGAGGCUUCCAAAGCAGCCUGUGUUAGAAGCAGCUGGAGAUGUGGCUGGGGUUUUAAGAGGACUAGAGGCAGUGGAUGUGAAAGGGAAGCCACCAUGUGGAUAUUGUCUUCACUGGUUAUCCAGCUAGUCUAGCUGCCCCUGGUCUCAAUGGGGCUUCUAGAGGCAGUCCCUACUCAGUGCACCUCCUGGGGACAGCAUAACUCACCUUAGCACUGUCAGGCCAUCUGGGGGCUCUGUGUGGUUGAUCCAGGCAGUGUGGGACUACAAGCACUAGACUAAAUGCAAAAACAGUCCAGUGAACACCCAGGAGUAGAGCACCCUAUAUAGACACCCCAUAUCUACUGACCUAGUUAGGACUUGGCCUUUGGUAGCACCUGCUGCUGGCCAAUAUAAACAACCCACAGGCCACCCAAGAUGUGGCCACCCCACCCACUUCCUUGUUGACAGAUUUAUUAUUAUUAUUAGUUGAAAAGAAGGGAUAAACCACUAUAAAAGACAAGGGCAAAUACCAGGCAUUUCAUUUCCAGAAUAAUAAAACCAAGAGCUUAAGACUGGGACUGUGAGGUCAUGCACAGCUGGGGAGAACUUGGGGGUGGGGGGAAUCCCUCACACAGAAGAUAUGGGGAAUGCUUGAGUGACUGGCAAACAUAGUUGGCCUCACUUUCCAGAGGCAACUGUGACUGUCAUUGUAAGUUUGGGGCUGGCACAAGGUAGAAAGGACACUGGACCUGAGUUCAUUCAUAGCCUGGGUGCUUGACCCAGCUUGGUCUUUGUCUGCAUGUCACCUGGGACAUCCUGUCCUGCCACUAGGCCAUUUGGAGAAAAGAAAGGUGUGAGGAGUUGGAUCAAACAAUAAUUCCAAGAUAAUUCCAGCUCUGAUCUUUGUCUCCUGAAUCUGUAAUAUAAGAGAUGGGGACAAACUGAACAUGACUGGCGGGUGACCCAGCAUCUGUGAGCACAAGAAGAGCCACCUGCAUGCUCUGGUCCUCACUUUGUGCCAUUUGGCUGUUUAGGGCAGUCCUAAAUGCCGACUACUGAGAUGUGAGGGUAUGAAGAGGGUGAGAUGGCUGGGGCAGAUGUGGGGGAGCGGGUGGGGUUUGUUGGCUUGGACUCCUUGCUCUUUGAGUUAGAACAAGUUUGGGCUUUGAGUGCUGGCUGUCGGUGGUCUGGAAGACGAUCUUUUCUGCUACUCUUAGGCCUGGGUACUUUAGAUAAGCGCUGAGCAGGGCUGUCCAUCUUGAAGAGCAGAGGAAUCUUAAGAACUUGCCAUAUCUGCCACGAGGCAGCCAUUCGAGUGGCUUACUUUCCAAGUGUUUGCUGUGGGCUGCCGGGCUCCUGGUGUGGCAGUGCCUUGCCUGUGGCUCCGGAGGCUUGGCUUGUGCCUUUGGGUGCUUGUUUUUGUCACCUGCUCCAGGUCAGCUGUGCAGGGAAUGGCAGGGAGGUCGGGCCCUACUCUCUUGGCAGCGCCAGUCUUCUGUUUCUCGACUCCUUUUCUAGUACUUAUCUGCUGUCUGGAGGGGACCCUAUUCCCAACCACCCACUAUGCACCCAAGUGGAGCAUGCCCCCUAGGUAUGGGUUGUCAGUACAAUGGAUUGGCUUAAGACUCAAAAGACUAGAGCUCCUUCCUGAUUGCCCUUGGCUAUGCCUCAUUGAAAGGAUGCUGAGGCCUCUGAACCCUGCUGGCUGACCCCAGAGCCACCAGUAUUCAAGAAGAGAUCUGACCUAGAACCCUUGAGUUUCACUCCCACCCCCUUUAAAGGGGCGAGGCCUACUCCCACCUCACCAAGCACCUGGGGAGUAACACCAGUGUUUACCACAGAGAGAGGAGAGAGAGAGAGAGAGAGAGGAGAAGGCAGGUGUCUAGAUGCUGAUGCUGUUGGGGACGCAGAGCAUCAGCACUGAUGACAGAGCUAUUCAGGGUCUGAGUAUUACAGCUAGGGUGGGGUGACCAUCUAGACUGUGUCUUAGGGGAUCUUUUUAGGAGCAAGAACCAUGGUUUUGCAUAUUCAGGGGUGCUGAUCUGCCCAAGUGAAGCUAGAGAGAAGCGAACUGGAGAGGGAGAGGUAGUUCCCUAUAGUCUCUUUUGUCCUCUCUAGAGGACACCUGCCUUUUGUGCAGAAGCCCACCAGCCCAAUUAAGCCCUGCCACAUCAUGGCAAAACCUGCUGCAAUUACUGUGUAGUGGCAGGCCCAAGGCCUUCCCAGGAGAACCAUAGGUGGAACAUUUGGCCACUUGUUUUGCUUAAAUACCUCAGUCCUCCUGAUUCUGACAGGAUCACUUAUAGGGCCGAGGCCCAUCUCUGCUGCUUCUUUACCAAGAUUUUACCCUUGUCUUGGUUCCCGUGCUGUGUUCCAGGUGCCAGCUGUGUGGUCUGCUGCAUCCAAGAAGGCACUGGGUCUGGCGCUAUAGCGUGCAUAGCUCAGCACCUUGCUUUUCCCUGGCCAGGCAACCCAAAUUGCAGUUCAAGACCUUAGACAUUAGAUGGCAGCAGUAUUGUUGUGUAGAGGAAAACAAAAAACAAAAAACCAAACCAACCCAAACCACAGUGGCUUGUUCCUCUGAGCCUUGCCGUGACUACAAGUCCCUAGCCUAGUAGCUGAUCCUUAUCUUAUAUAUGUGACCCCUGUUGGAGUUCACAGGAACUAUCUGUACUGGGCUGUGCGAUCUUAAACAAAUCACUGUUCCUGGGACAGGCAGGGGGAAGGAUUGUAAAGACCAUGGUCCAUCAGUGCUAACAUUUGUAGAUUCUCAUAUGUGUAACUGAUUGCAUCUUUCAGCCAAGAAUUAAACCACCACCACCAGGACAAACUCAGUAUUCGCAACAGAGCACUGUAGUUUGAGACUAGACAAGAGGAGGAAAAUAAUGUUGAUACAGCGAGAGAGCUUGCUGGAUCUGUUGCGAUAGAAUAGUUAGGAAUGCUUUUUCAAGUGGACAAUGUGCUCCUUAGCCUUGCUGAUUAGAGAGACAUUUCUCAAUGGAUCAGAUGAACUCAGGAAACAUGUCCAGCCUCAUUUCAUGUCUCCUGCCUGUCUGGAAGGAACGAUGAGGGUGAUGUGGCUGAACAAGAGGGGGCCAAGAACUGUGUUCCUCACUUAAAACAGCUAAAAGGCUAGUAGGUGCUAGGCACUAAUUGAAGACUUCAAAUGCACUAUCUCCCUUUGCUUCAGGCAGAUGGGAUACAGCAGGGAUGGUGGUGGUGUGUGAUGGCUGUGAGUUAAGAUUACAAGUUGCCGGCCGGGCAGUGGUGGCGCACGCCUUUAAUCCCAGCACUUGGGAGGCAGAGGCAGGUGGAUCUCUGAGUUCAAGCCCAGACUGGUCUACAAAGUGAGUUCCAGGACAGUCAGGGCUAUACAGAGAAAACACUAAGUAUUUGGGGGCAAAUUACUCAGUAUUCUCGUAUCUGUAAAAUGAAAUUUUGUAAUCUAUUUAUAUAUAGGGACACAGAAUCCAAGGAUACUGCCUGUAUAGGGGAUGCAUUGUAUACUACAGAAGUGCUCAUGGUAUAUCCAGCACAAAAUAUAGGUUCAGGGAAACUUGAGCCACUGGUCUUGCUUCUCAGUGUGACUGAUGGGGCAGACUCCUUUCUGUUUUACAGGGAUCUCUAAUUCCAAGACAUGUUAUCCAAUUCAGGAUAAGUAAGUAUGUUGAGGGCUGUUGCCUGGGGACUUAUUUGCUAUUCAGUACAAAAGGACUUAAUGGAAAUGAAGGAAUGCUGAGAAUGCUGACAAGAGCAGGCCAUAGAAGUGUGGAAAAGUUGAGUAGGAUUGGGAAUGCAAGCGGUUAGUAGGAAACAAAAAUGGGCUCAGGAAACAUGUCCAGCCUCAUUUCAUGUCUCCUGCCUGUCUGGAAGGAAUGAUGAGGGUGAUGUGGCUGUCUGGUAGGAAAGUCUUCAUUCUACAUGAAUGGCCUGAUUGCACAGAAGAGAAAAGAUCUGUAGAGUCCCAAGCGACAUCAAUUCAACGUUGACCUUCCUUAUACCCAGAAAGAACAUCCCAAUGCCAUUAGGUGCUGAGGACUGCUCUGUCCAGCAGCAAGUGUCUGGCUCCAGGUUCCCAGAGCUCUUGUCUUCCGAGCCCUGAUGGAAGAUGCAGAGGCAGAAUGGGUGUCCAUGCCAUUCCCCGGAGUGUACAGUACCAGAGGAAGCCUGGGGAGGAAGGAAGUCAGUUAUGACAUGAACCACAGGAACAUGGAUGUGACCAUCCAUAAAUGGCUACAAGGCAGGACAGGCGAGUACUGUGCUGUGGGUUGGGGAGAGAGACAAGGAGAAUCCAGGAAGGCCAUAGAAAAGCUGUGUCUCAAAAUGAGGUCAGGGCCAAGUCACUAGGUCUUGGUCAUGAGGCUGAGAGAAGAUCAAGCCUGUAGCCCAAGGAGAGUGAGGCACAGGUAGGUUAAAGGUCAUCCUUAGCAGAGUGGGCCACCUGGGCUUUAUUAGGUAAGAUGAAACAAGGAGCUCCAGACCACGCCCUCUCCCCCCGAAAAAGUCCCAAUGUCAGGUGAUCAUCUAUUGGAAAGAAUUCAAAGCACGAACGCUGAUAUGCAGAAUAUUACUACAAGCACAGUUUUGGUCAAUGUAAAUUGUGUUUAUUUAAAAAUGAAAAUUUAAAAGCAGUAUUAAUGGCUUAGGAGUCAUCAGCCACUCCAGCUUUCCUUUUGACACUAUUUGAAACACCAAAAAUCACAGAUGAGCCAGUUCUUCCCAAAGACCGUGCCAAGUGUGGUAGAAAGCCCGUAUGCCUAGGAAAGGAUCGACAUGCUUAAAAAUGUCCUGUGCUGAUGACAUAUACCUGAAGGAAGACGUGGUUAAAAACCAAACUUCAAAAAUAAAAACCCAACCUAAUCCUGAAAUAUAUUUAACUUGAAGUUUUGGAUGGUGUUCUUGAGGAUAAAGUUGUCUGGGUUAUUAUAAUAUGUAAAUCAGUAUUUAUGAAUAAGUAAAAGUGUAUUUAGACUAGUUUUGUUUACCUGAUUAAAUGUUUUUGGAAUGUG